GUGGAGGUUCUGCGCAUUCACUGUGCAAAUCUGACGUUCUACACACCAUUGUCUCGUAUGGAACACUCAAUAGACCACAAUGCUUUGCGUCCGAAUAACGGAACGCCUCUGGGCAUGCGCGUGUUGGGUUGUUGUCACUGGUGGUUAUGGAGAUCUAAUGGGGCUCUGGCGAGCUGUCAUCGCGUUAGUGAUGUGCCUGUAUCCACGUGGGGGAUGCCGAGGAAGAUAGGUUUCGUUGUGCUCAGCUCUUCUGGUCACGAAGGCGACUUCAGGGCCGAGGAGCUGAUGGUCCACGCCCCCACCGUCCACGGCUGGCGCUCAGCAAGGUUCUGCUCCUACCCCCAGCAGAUCACCCUCCAGCUGAUGGAACGCAGCCGGGUGCGGAAGCUCCAGCUGCUGGCCCACCAGUACCUCAUCUCCGCCAAGGUGGAGUUCCACAUCGGGGACUCGCUCCCGGACCCGGCCCAGCACACGGGACCCCCCUGCCCGCUGCACAGGCUGGGGUACGUCUCUCUGUCGGACAACGAGAAGACGGGCUACAAGGCCCGCGAGCUCAAGUCCGUCCACGUGGACGCCAUCGGGACCUACCUGAGGGUGACCCUCCACCGUAACCACGCCAAUCGCUACAACUACUACAGCCAGGUUGCUCUGGUUGCCAUUAAUGUUCUGGGAGACUCUUUGGAUGCCAAUGCUUUCAACACAAUUCCCAGCAGAGAGCAGCUUAUUGAGCACUACCUCCACAGCACCCAGCUGGACAGUGCCCUGGAUGGGACACACACAGGUAAGUGUGAGUCCAUCUCGCCGCUCGACGACCUGGCGUUCGACAUGUACCAGGACCCCGAGGUGGCCCACAUCAUCCGCCUGCUGGACCAGAGGAAGCAGGACGCGGCCCGCCAGGAGAGAUUCGAGCUGGCCCGGGCCCUCAAGCAGGCCAUAGCGGACCUGCAGAAGGUGGGGGAGCGGCUGGGUCGCUAUGACGUGGAGAAGCGCAGCGCCUUGGAGAAGGAGGACUAUGAGCUGGCGCGGAAGAGGACGGAGCAGAUGGAGGAGUACCGGGGCAAGGUGUACCAUCAGCUCCAGGUCCACGACCUGCUAGACAUGGCCGCCAUGCAGACCCUGUUGUCGACAGAGCUGUCCCCAUCUCAGGGGUCUCCCUCGCAGCCGGCGCUCCCUAUAGGCCUGGAGGGGGAUCAGCCGGACCACCACCCUGCAGCCCAACCCAGGGGCCCACUGGGGGGUCCACCACCCGCCCGGCAGGGGGUCUCCAAGCCUCGCCGUCUGAUUCAGUCCCCCAAGAAGGCGAAGAAGGCUCCCCCUCGCCGCGGAGGGUCGGAGCGGGCCACGCCCGGGCCCGACCCCAGGAGUGUCAGCCUGGCGUCCCAGGACCUGGACCAGGACCAGCCCGGGAGGGCGGGUUCAGGACCACACUCGGACGUGCCCAGAAUAGACGUCCCCAGCGUGCCUCACGAGGACAGACCCCUCCCUGCCCUGUGGCGCACCAGCGGACCGGCGGAAGUCCUGCCCCCCCGCCCGGCGGCGGAGAACUCCCCCGGGCCCUCCCACUCCCCCGGGUCCCCCCGCGCCAGCCCCACUCUCCCUGGGGGGACGUCCGAGGCGGAGCCCCUGUCUGAGCAGGCCCAGCGGGAGGCCGGCCUGCCCCUGGAGGUUUUCGGAGAGGGCCUGGUGGCCGGGGCGUACUCCAAGAACUGGGCCCACCGGGAGAGGGCGCUGGAGGCCGUCUGUGACAAGCUGCGGGGGGUAGGGCCCGGUACCUCCAAGGAAGAGCGCAGGAACCUGAUGAGGGCCGCCGUGUUCCUGGUCAAGAGAGCCCUCCUGGAUAAGCUGUCUCCCGUGUUCCAGGCAGCUCUGCGGCUGCUGGCCCUCCUCUUGGGCCAGGUGAUCCCAGCCUCCGGCCUGGGCCGGGCCGAGCUCACCCACUGCCUGGAGCAGACCUGGCCCAGCCUGCAGGCUCGCAGCUGGGACCCAGCCCGCCGCGUCCGGGCCACCGCCGUGGCCUUCAUACUGGACAUGGCCCAGUGGAAGGAGGUGCGGGCCCUGCAGGUGGUCCCCGCCGAGCUCAGCAGGCCCCUGAAGGCCAGUUCCCCCGCGCGGCGGGCCCUGGGCCGCACAGAGCUCCUGGAGAAGGCCCUGGCCCAGCUGGGCACGGAGCGCUCUGGCUUCGCCCCCGGCGACGUCAUGAAGUUCUGCCGCGCGGCGCUGGAGCACGGCGCGGCGGAGGUCCGGGAGGCGGCGGUGCGCGUGGUGCUCUCCGUGUACCGGACCCACCCGGCGCCCGUGCUGCAGGCCCUGCCCACCGGGGACGCCGCCGCCCGCCGCAGCGUCCUCUACAAGAGGCUCUUCGACGCCUUCGCCCGCCUGGACGGAGGGGCGCGCGGAGGGACCCCCCGGCAGGGAGACGCCGGCCCGGAGGACGGGGAGAGGGAGAGGGAGCAGAUCCGCUCCCUUCAGGGGCAGCUGGCUGCGCUGAAGGAGCUGACGGAGAAGGACUCUGCUGAGGGGCCAGCGCUUGACGUGAAGGCCCCCAGCGGUCCAAAGGAGGCCCCCAGCGGUCCAAAGGAGGCCCCCAGCGGUCCAAAGGAGGCCCCCAGCGAUCCCAGGGAGGCCCCGCAGGCCGGUCCCCCAACAGAGGCUGAUAAGGUGUCCCAAAAGAAGCUAUUAGCAGUUGAGCAGGCUGGUGUGGGAGACCUGGACAACCUUUGCAUCUUCUGUGGUAAGAGGGACGAGGCGUUCACGGAGGACCAGCUGGAUCUGCACUACUGGAAGCACUGUCCCAUGCUGCGGCGCUGUGAGGAGUGCAGACAGGUGGUGGAGAUUGCCAGCCUGACGGAGCAUCUGCUGGGGGAGUGUGAGAGCAGGGCCCGCUUCAGCCAGUGUCCCCGCUGCUCCGAGGCCCUGCCCACCCAGGAGCUGGCCCGCCACGCCCAGGGGCCCGCCUGCAACCCUCCGGCCCCAGGCAAAGGCUCCAACCACUGCCCUCUGUGUCACAACAACUUCAUCCCCGGGGAGAAGGCCUGGAAGGCUCACCUCAUGGGAAGAGAGGGCUGUAAACAGAACUCGCGGAGGGCCGUUGGAUCCCAGACGACGCAGCCAGUACAAGGUAAGGCUGUGGGAGGAGCCAGGCUGAGGCAGGCCUGGUCGGACGGGGCCAGAUCCAAGGCCGUGAAAAGGACCAGCCGGAUCCCGGCCCUGGAGCCCAGGGCCCCCAGAGCCCGGGCCAGCCAGCGGUGACCCCCAUCCGGGGCCUCCACCCAGGGGAUGAGGAGGAGUAGGGGCCACACCUCACAGUCACUAUGUCACAUUAAUGAGUAACCAAACGCCAAGGUCAGGGGGCCGGACGGUUCUGAUUGGCUGCCCUCAGGUGGGGUUGGUAAAAUAAUUACUUGAAAUGUUGGUAGCUUUAUGUCCUUGAAAGAUAUUUACACAAUAUUUUAUGUAAAGUGACAUUUAGUUUGGAAGAUUCAAUCAUUGGAAGGGCCGGGCAUGGCUCCGGAACCAUAGAGCCUGGCUCUUAUGGGUUUAAGAGAAUCAGAGCGGAUGCACAUCAAGGAGAGGAUCUAGAUUGUCGGCGUGCUCUAUCGGUAGAGACUGCUGCUUUUUACAAUAUCCUGCUUGAAGCUUUGGAACUGUUUACAUUUUUCUACUCAUGUCUCCCUCCCCCCCCCCCCUCUCUCUCUCUCCCCCAUUCCCUCUUUCUCUGUCUCUCUUUCCCUUUCCCUUCCUCCCUUUGUCCUUUGCUCUCACCAAAGUUUUUCCUGCUCAACCUGCUUGUUGUUCUGUGUAUCUACUCAUGCCUCAGCACUUGAAUAAGAUAAUCAUGCUUUGAGAAGCACACUGUUUUUUAUACAGAUAUACUCUGUAGUGUAUGUGAUGUGAGUUAUGUGGUUUGGCCUUCAGCUAAUGACAAUCUACAGUAUGAGAUUCUAGCACUUGUUUCGCAUCCUUAUUUCUAGUACUUAAUCCUGAUCUAUAAUCCACGUGAUGCAAAGUGUUGCUUUUCAUAUUUCUCAACAAGAUACGGCAUCGAACAUUCUCAGGUCCGGGUUUCAGUCGUGAACAGCACACAGCAAAUCACAUAAAUCACGUUGGGCAAGAUGUUUUUUAAAGAAGAUCCUCACGUUUAUUUGUAAAGACCUUUUUUUACAAUUACAGUCUCAAAGGGCCAUACAGUUCACACGCUACCCGGUCAGUAGAAUUAUCUUAUUUAGUUCUAGGUUGCCAUGUCUUGUAGUAGCAAAUGUUAUAUGUGAACACAUAUGGUCCUUUUUGGCAUUUGCAUGGAACGUCGUAUUGUUUGGAUAGAUCACGUAGCACUUCAACAUGAAGAAAAAAUAUUUUUCUCUUUGUAUUUUGGGACCCAAAAACGGGAAAACUAAAGAUAGUAAUUGAAGAUAGUAAUUGUUGCAUCCGGUAAAAUUAGUCACCUGAGUUUUGCUUUGUAUUGAAAGUAGGAUAUUCUGUCUGCUUUGGAAUGCAUUGAAAUUGCAGACUAUAUAGCCAUUUGAAUUGCGCUUCCAUCUUCCCUUUCUCAGUAUUUUGUGUGAAAUAUAUCUUUCACUGUUUCUGAUCUUCUAAUUAUUUUGUGUAAUAAAGUGAAAUUACGAUACCAAAA
Molecule: messenger RNA, 4630 nt
Organism: Gadus morhua (Atlantic cod)
Lineage: Eukaryota; Metazoa; Chordata; Actinopteri; Gadiformes; Gadidae
Gene: cep104
Product: centrosomal protein 104
Exons: 22
Coding region: 58-3249 (1063 amino acids)
Cellular component (GO): cilium
Source: RefSeq, a predicted model, not a curated record